GUUACUGCGGAUUAGUGAAGUUGUAGAACAUGAGAUGGAAUGUAAAACGAAUAAAUACAAAUGUCCUGUGUGUGCAGACAAAUGGAUUCCAAGUUACAGCAUGAUACCGCAUUUUAAAGAACAGCACAAUAGAUUGGUAAUGAACAUGUGAUCGCACCAGAUUUCUUUCAAUUCAUCGUGAAGUGAGAAAUGAAAUUUUAGGUUAUAUUCUUAAAUACAAAUAAUAUUGUAUUAGUCAACAAUAAUAUAAAAGAACAUGAAAUUGUACUGCUUAAGCAACGAUCCCAAUAAACCAUGUCACAUUUUAACUUUUCGAGAAAUUACAAUGAUGCUGGACUGUGGUUUAUCCAUGCAAUCAGUAUUGAACUUCCUACCAUUGCCAUUUGUACCCUCAAAUAAAUUACAAAAUCUGCCCACUUGGAUGCCUCCAGAUGUUUCAGAUCCAGAUUUAGAAGGAGAACUUAAAGAAAAUGGGGAUAGAGUGUUUGUAGAUUCGCCACCAGAAUUCUGUCCCCCUUUGGAUAAACUGAUUGAUUUUGCUCAAGUUGAUGUUAUCCUUAUUUCAAAUUAUUUGUGCAUGAUGGCUCUGCCAUUUAUUACUGAAGGCACUGGAUUUCAAGGAAGAGUUUAUGCAACGGAACCUACUCUACAUAUUGGAAGACUUCUAUUAGAAGAGUUGGUUAUUUAUAUAGAACAAUGUCCAAAGGCAACAUUUGCAACCCAAUGGAAAAAUUUGUUGCAUAAAUUACCAUAUCCCCUCUGUGAUUCUUUUAAAGCAAAAUCUUGGAAACAAAUUUAUAACAUGGCUAGUGUAAACGCGAGUCUUUCUAGAAUACAAAUGGUUGGCUAUAAUGAAAAAAUCGACGUGUACGGGGCCUUGCAAGUCGUGCCUGCGAGUUCUGGUUAUUGUUUAGGCUCUGCCAAUUGGGUAAUAUCAUCAGAUCACGAAAAAAUUGUGUACUUAAGUGGUUCGAGUACAUUAACUACGCAUCCUCGUCCAAUGGAUCACAAUUCUUUAAAGAACGCCGACGUUUUAAUUAUGACCGAUUUGACUCAAACGCCUAUAAGUAAUCCGGAUUCAAUGCUGGGCGUUUUGUGUGCGGUUGUUGGUGUCACGCUGAGAGGUGGCGGUAAUGUUUUGAUUCCCUGUUAUCCAACUGGCGUAGUAUACGAUUUGUUUGAGUGUCUGUCAAUGAAAAUGCAGGAGUUAGGAGUCUCGAAUUGUCCCAUGUUCUUUGUGUCACCAGUGGCAGACAUGUCAUUGGCUUAUUCCAACAUAUUGGCUGAGUGGUUGUCGUCGACGAAACAAAAUAAGGUCUAUGUGCCUGAAGAACCGUUUCCACAUGCCUCUCUGGUCAAGACUUCCAAAUUGAAGCACUUCAAGCACAUAUAUUCCGAUGGGUUCAGCACCGAUUUUCAAGAGCCUUGUGUUGUAUUUUGUGGUCAUCCGAGUUUACGGUAUGGCGAUGUGGUGCACUUUAUUGAACUAUGGGGUAAUAAUCCACGAAAUUGCAUCGUUUUUACUGAGCCAGAUUUCGAUUACGUAGACGCAUUGGCGCCCUAUCAACCAUUGCAAAUGAAAGUAACGCAUUGUGCCAUCGACACAUCGUUAAAUUUUAACCAGGCAAAUAAACUUAUAAGGGACCUUAAACCCACCACUCUUGUCGUCCCGGAAUGUUACACUCAGCCCCCGGUGGCAAACCCGAAUUUGACGGAAUUGAUCAUUGACGCUGGCCCCGACAGGAAUUUGAUUCCUUAUAAAUGGGGCGAAGUUAUCAACUUGCCUUUGAAACGUAAGCAAGGACUGGUGCUGUUUGAAUCAGCAGUUGCACAAAAGAUUGCACCAGUGGAAAUUAAGAAUGGCAUCAGUUUAUCGACGAUUAGCGGUAAUCUGACUGUGAAGGAUAAUGUUUAUCGUAUAGAGGAUCCUACUGAUAAACUUAAGAAGAAUGUGAAAUAUGAAUGGGGGUCACUCAAUCUUAACGAAUUUAUACACAAGCUGUCGCAAGAGGGAAUUUCUGAUGCAAAAGUUGAAACGCACGGAAAUGUAGUUGUAGUACAUUUGCAAGAAGAAGAUGCUUUAAUACAGAUAGAAGACAAUAGUACCCAUGUAGUGUGUAAUGGUGAUGAAAAAUUAAGGACAAAGUUAAGAAAUGCGGUGAUGCAUUGUUUAAAAAAGUUUUAAUUGUGUCUGUAAUUUUAUUUGAAUAAAUAAUUUUGUAACAAA
This is a messenger RNA of Aethina tumida (small hive beetle), 2227 nucleotides long. RefSeq names its product integrator complex subunit 9 (gene IntS9). The record is from RefSeq and is a predicted model, not a curated record. The transcript has 11 exons. The coding region runs from base 257 to 2185 and encodes 642 amino acids. NCBI's taxonomy places the organism in Eukaryota, Metazoa, Arthropoda, Insecta, Coleoptera, Nitidulidae. Gene Ontology annotation, cellular component: integrator complex. Gene Ontology annotation, biological process: snRNA processing.